CGUUAAUUGUGAAUCCUUUCGAAUCAACAAACGCGAAAGAGUGAAACCUGUCGUUUGCCAAAACAUAGGGGAGUAGUGAUCUUUGGAAUUACAUAGAAUUAAAUUGGGCUGAAAAAUGUCAAGUCUAAAGACGUUUAUUAAGGCAGUCCGGGCGUCGAAAACGACGGCUGAAGAAAACAGUGCAAUUCGGAAAGAAUCGGCGCAGAUACGUAAAAACAUUCGCCAAGGAUCAGCAGAUACGCGAAUGCGGAGGAGAAAUGUUGCAAAAUUAUUGUUUCUGUAUUUGUUAGGAGAACCCACCCAUUUUGGACAAAUCGAAUGUUUGAAAUUGCUUUCAAGUCCUCAAUUCAUGGACAAACGAUUAGGAUACUUGGGUGCUAUGUUACUGCUAGAUGAAAAUCAAGAAGUUUUAACUUUGCUUACAAACUCCCUUCAACAAGACUUACAAUCGCCCAACAAGUUCGUCGUUAGUCUUGCAUUGUCGGCGUUUGGCAACAUUGCCAGUCCUGAAUUGGCUCGCGAUCUUUCAAACAUCAUUUCCAAGCUUUGCUCCAGUUCACACAACUUUGUCAGCAAGAAAGCUCUUUUGUGUGCUUUGCGUGUAGUACAAAAGGAGCCAGAGUUGGCUGAUCCGUAUCUAUUGAGCGCCGAAGAGCUUCUUCAUUCCAAAAGCCAUGGUGUAUUGAUGUCCGACAUUUCCUUUGUGAUGGGAUUAUGUAGAAUUCAUCCUAAUCUUAUUCCCCGUUUCGCUGAACAUACCGAUGCUCUCAUUCACCGUCUUCGUCAGCUUUCUUCCAAUACAUAUUCAUCUGAACUUAAUAUCGGCAAUGUUUCGGAUCCCUUCUUGCAAAUUAAAAUACUCCAAAUACUUUCCAUAUUCGCACAACACGAUGCUUCCAUCAAUGACCGCAUCAGUGAUAUAUUGGCUCAAGUUUGCAGUAACACGGAUUCUUCCCGAAAUGCGGGAAAUGCAAUCCUCUAUCAAGCAGUCCGUACUAUUCUAGAUGUCGAUUCCGACAGCAGCCUUCGUGUUUUGGGCGUUAACAUCCUUGCUAAAUUCCUAGGAAAUCGUGAUAACAAUACUCGAUAUGUAGCCCUCAAUAUGUUGAAGCGCGUCGUAAAUACAGAAGAGAAUGCCGUGCAGCGUCACCGUUCUACCAUCCUAUCUUGUCUUUACGACGUUGACAUUUCUAUUCAAGCUCGCGCUUUGGAACUUUCCACUUUCCUAGUCAACGAAUCCAACGUCAGAUUUAUGGUUCGUGAGUUAUUAACAUAUUUGGAUACUGUGUCCGAUGAUAUGCGCUCAAGAACUGCUCAGUAUAUAACCGAGGUUACAAAUGCUUUUGCCCCUAACAAACGUUGGCAUUUUGAUACUCUUUUACGCGUAUUUAAAAGUGCCGGUAAUUUCCUAUCUGAGUCUGCCUUAUCAACGUUUCUUCGUUUGAUUGCUAGUGCUCCAGACCUCCACGAGUAUGCGACAUUAAAACUUUAUGCUGCACUGAAAGAUGAUAUAUCCCAAGAAGCUUUGAUCCUCGCCUCUUUGUGGGUUCUUGGUGAAUAUGGUCAAUAUCUAUUAUCUCCUUCCAUGAAUUUUGACGAUGAUACUUUACCAACAAACAUAUCUGAAGAUGACAUUUUGGAUCUAGUGGAAGAGGUGUUGAUAGGAACAAACUUCUUGCAACCUACCAUUAUUCAAUAUGGACUUAAUACUUUGAUUAAACUGAGCACUCGUUUUCAGUCUUCUUCUUCAUUGUCCAAGAUACAAAGGCUUAUAGAAUUUUAUGGCAAGCAUAGAAAUACUGAAGUUCAGCAACGUUCUAUUGAGUACCAGCAUGUUAUUCAAGAUCCUUCUUUAGACAGAACCGUGAUGCAAUCCAUACCCGCACCUUCACCUCCAGCACGAAUCACACCUUACCAAAACGCUGAACAAAAACUGAAUGCACCUAAGAAACCAUUGAAGGAAACCGAAGAAACUAAUGACCUUUUGGAUCUUAUCGGUUUAACUGGUCCUUCUCAGACAGAAACCCUUAUCAAUGAAACUCCAUCUGCUAAUACCACUGCAGCUAAUGAUCUUGCAGAUAUAAUUUCUGCACCGAAAAAGAACCAAGUUGACGAUAUUUUGGGACUAUUUAGUACCCCUGCACCUGCAGCAGAACCAGCAACGAAUACUCUAGCCAAUAGCUUUGCCUCGUUGGACAUGAGUGGUUUAAAUCUAUCACAGGCAGCCUCUACUCCUCAGACUAAACAGUAUGAACCUCUCCUAGUAUACGAUAAACACGAUGUGAUAUUGUCGUUGUAUCCUUCGAAAGAUGAAGCUUCAAAGACUGCCGUCAUAGAAGCAAGAUUCAAGAAUAAAAGCGUAGUAUCGAAAGUUGAAAAAGUUCAUCUUGAAGUUGCCGUUCCUAAAUCACAAAAACUACGACUUCAACCUCUUCGGUCUACAAGUAUGGAUCCCGGAAUGGAAACUUCACAGACUAUGCGAAUUCAAGGACCCAAAAAUACCCAAGUUAAAUUGAGGUUGCGGAUAUCCAUAACCCGAGAAGACAAGGUUGGAAUUCUAGAUCAAGUUGAUUAUAGCAAAUUACCUUCGGAUCUUUUAGAUUAGAUAACUCAUUAUUUAUGGUUUGCAAUUGUGCCUCUAUUGUCUUCUGUGGUCUCAAUGAUCCAUAAACGUUUUAAUGGCUAAUGAAUAUUCUACUUCUCUAAUGGUUUGCACAUGAGACAAUGGGUUGGAAUUAAUAAAACUUACUUUUGAGUAUGCUUACGACAAAAAAGCCUAAAAAAUGACAAUCGAAGGUUAUGAACUUUUGUAUGGGUCGUUAUUUAUAGAAGCAUAAAUAAAAUGAACAUAAUGAAAUGAACUAGAAGACAAAUCAAAAAAGGAGAUAUCAAAUAUUGGACAACAAUGUCAAGACAACAAAUUCUUCAACCUGUAUGUUCUUGUUGCUGUUGCUUUUUCUUCUCCCGAUCAGCAAUUGUUUGUCGAAUAUAAUAUGCACGAGCAUUUUGGUUUUUGGGUUCCAAGACUGCCAUCCUUUCUUUCAAGUCUCUAUCCAAAUCCCAAGUAGGCUUCUUGGGCCGUAAUGUAGUCAAGUCUAACUCUUCCUCAGGUAUACUUUCUUGUUCUUGAAUUUUUCGUUUCGUUUCGUUUUCGAUAUCCUUUGAAAUAGUUUCAACCGUAACGUCUGCUUUUGGGGGCUCAAUAAAUCCCAUACGAGGAGCCUGUGCCUCAGGAUCAUAAUUACGAUGCUUUAUUAAUUCCCCUUGUUCUUCAGGAUCUGGGGCUUCUUGAGUUGUCUGUGAUUCUCUAAUUUUACGCAACUCGCGCAAUCGCUGUUUUCUCAAUUCCGCCGAUUCAUCCAACGAAGACAUUCUACCAAAUAUUUUUAUGAAUUAUCCUGCUAGAGUAUGAAACAAAUUCUAUGCAAAUCCUUCAGUUCAGAGUAAUAUAAAGAAUGUCCAAGUUAUGCCGAGAAGAAUCUGUUGACUGUUUCAAAACAAAAGAACUCCGAUCCUUCUGUUUUUAUAAGUAAUAUCAAUGAAAUUUGAUAUAUUAUGAGUUUUUCUCUUCCGUUUCCACCACCAGCCGUAAUUUCCAAAGACAGCUAUUU
Molecule: messenger RNA, 3611 nt
Organism: Schizosaccharomyces octosporus yFS286
Lineage: Eukaryota; Fungi; Ascomycota; Schizosaccharomycetes; Schizosaccharomycetales; Schizosaccharomycetaceae
Product: AP-1 adaptor complex gamma subunit Apl4
Exons: 1
Coding region: 116-2605 (829 amino acids)
Biological process (GO): Golgi to vacuole transport; receptor-mediated endocytosis; intracellular protein transport
Cellular component (GO): membrane coat; Golgi apparatus; AP-1 adaptor complex
Molecular function (GO): clathrin-cargo adaptor activity
Source: RefSeq, a predicted model, not a curated record